AUGACGGUGGAAGAUUCCUCGCUGAAGCCCUAUCAGAAUGUUCAGUUCAAGACACUGGAUGGGAUCUAUCUCCGUGGAAGACUGUAUCCAGCAGCACAGAGGGGACCGGCAGUUAUCCUAAGCCCAGGUUACAAUGUCGUCCUCGACAAUUUCCCGCCAGGAGUCCCAGAAGAGCUGCAACGGACAGGCAUCACAGCGCUCGUCUACGAUCCGCGCAACACAGGCAGAAGUGGCGGGUUUCCGCGCAAUGACAUCGACCCUUUCAAACAGGUCGAAGACUACUCUGAUGCGUUCUGCUACUUGAGCACCCUCGACAUCGUCAACCCCAAAGCCAUUGUCUUCUGGGGCAUCUCUCUCUCCGCGGGCAUUGCCCUCAGCGCCGCCAGCGUGGACAAACGCGUUGCGGCGGUCAUCGCUAUAGCGCCCAUCUUCAAGUUUCUCCCGGUAACAGAGACAGACGCGCGCCGGCUCAAGACUAAAAUGUUGAAAGACCGCGAGGCGCAGGUGCUACGGGGCAGCGAGGGCUACAUCCUCCCGAUCGCCGAGUCCCUCGCCGAGAUCCCUUUCAAUUCGCACGUCAACGCAAACCUGGGAGACGAGACGGACGGCGAGGACAAGGAGCGGCGACGACGCACAGAAGCAGAGCAGGUGCGUGAGCAGCACGAGCGCUGGAGGGAAGACGCCGCGGCGGCGGAUCAGGACUUCGACGAGACAUUGACGCAUAAUCCUUACGGGACGACACUACAAUCGUACCAUCGGAUGUUCCUGUUCGAGGCUGUCCCUGAGGCCAUGGUUAAGGAGAUCUGGCCGACUCCGGUGAUGUUCCUGACGCCCGAACAAGACCAGAUUUCACCUCCACAAAAGCAGACCGAGGUCUUCGAGUCGCUGCGAGCGCCGAAGCGCCAGGUAUUUGCCCCGAGCAAGGAGCAUGUCUACGUACUGCAUGGGCCAGAGAUGCCGAUGUUGAUGAAAUGGCAGAUCGAUUUUAUCUGGCAGGUAGCUAGAGGACUAUUGAAGCCUGCAGCGUAG
Messenger RNA from Aspergillus nidulans FGSC A4, 1029 nucleotides. Its product is annotated as alpha/beta hydrolase. The record is from RefSeq and is a predicted model, not a curated record. The coding region runs from base 1 to 1029 and encodes 342 amino acids. The transcript is spliced from 2 exons. Lineage: Eukaryota; Fungi; Ascomycota; Eurotiomycetes; Eurotiales; Aspergillaceae.